AUGGCGGCACCCUUGAAGCUGGACGUCGUGAUUGUUGGCGCUGGGCUCGCGGGGAUUGCAACAGCAUUUAGGAUGGGCCACGAUGGCCACCGAGUACGUGUUGUGGAUGACCGCGAACAAAGCGAAAGGGGAUGCACAGGAGCUCAUAUCCCGCCAAAUGCUACCAAAAUCCUAACAGAUUGGGGAUUCAAAAAGGAUGUCGAGUCCAGUGGCAACCCGUUAUCUCGUGGAACAUUUUAUUCCAUGGACACCGGCGAGCUCAUCGGACGUCAAACGUGGAGAGAAGAGGUUAUGCGUGAGCUGGGAGCUAAUCAGCAUUACAUGCAUUACCAGGAUCUGUACACUAUGCUUUAUAAAGCUGCUGUCAAUAUCGGCGUCAACAUACGCUUCGGUAAACGGGUGGUAAACGUCGAGACUGACCUGGAGCGUCCUCGUGUCACUCUCGCGGAUCGGACCAUUUUAGAAGCCGACUUGAUCAUUGGCGCCGAUGGUCCCAACAGUUUUGUCCGCAGGACCUUGUUUGGUGACGGGCCUGUGAAUUUUGAGGGCCAUACACUGUUCACAGGAGUAAUACCCAUGGAAUUAAUAAAGAAAGAUACCGAGUUAUCCAACUUAUGCAGGUCGGAUCGUGCAGAGUGGCCUAUAUGGAUUGACUCUUCAAGGCAUAGCGAAGGAGCUUUGGUUCGCAACGAGACUGAAUUUGCUUUGCACGUAUUCUACCCCAACGAUGAGUUAUCUGCUGCGGAUGAUAGCUGCUGGGAAGGAAAACCUGUGCCGGGUCGUCCUCCCAAUACCAUCGAUCCUAAGCUACAUCGUCUAGUAGAUAUGUGCCCAGAGAUGCACCGUCAGAAGCUGAUUAUACGACAAGGGCCUGAGGAGUGGACAGAUGACUCUGGCAAAAUAAUUUUGAUCGGUCAAGCAGCUCACCCGAUACAUCCUUGUUGGGUCCUUUCCUGUUCCGUCCAUCUAGAGGAUGCGGAGACGUUGGGAACCCUGCUAUCUCGCAUCACCGAUCUUGACCAGCUUCCAGGGCUCCUCGAAGGAUUCCAGGAGGUCGGGGGGCGUCGGGCUCGGUAUAUCAGAGACAUAUCAUGGCAAGAGAUAGUUGGCCCGCUUUGGCUUUCUCCUGGCCCUGCCCGGAAUAUGAGGGACGAAGCACUUCGUAAGGCGGAUGACGACUCGGACUGGGAUGACGCGAUGAUGAGGAAACAGUUCGAUGGGUUCUACGCAGCACUCGGUUAUAAUGCUCGCGAUGCUGCAGAUGAUUGGUGGACGACGUGGGGGCUGCUGAGAGAGCGGAGCAAGAGCGUAUACCUCGACGAAAUCCUGGAUAACUUUACGCCUUUCGGUAUAACGAUGGAGGAAGCAGUACAUUCGCAUGGCGCGUGA
Messenger RNA from Coniophora puteana RWD-64-598 SS2, 1389 nucleotides. RefSeq names its product FAD/NAD(P)-binding domain-containing protein. The transcript is spliced from 9 exons. Gene Ontology annotation, biological process: secondary metabolite biosynthetic process. The coding region runs from base 1 to 1389 and encodes 462 amino acids. Gene Ontology annotation, molecular function: monooxygenase activity; FAD binding. The record is from RefSeq and is a predicted model, not a curated record. NCBI's taxonomy places the organism in Eukaryota, Fungi, Basidiomycota, Agaricomycetes, Boletales, Coniophoraceae.